AUGGCUCAUGAUGUAAUAGACCCUAAGUCUAGUAUGUGUACGUGUGAAAAAUGUAAUUGUAACAAAUGUGAUUUUAAACGAGAUGCACCAAGUGAGCUUAAAGCAACCAGAUCCCAAAAUAAGUCUGAUUCUGAUGAAAAACAUUCAAGUUUAGAAACUAAAAUUUCUGUUAAAAGUGUAGAACUACCAGACACACAUACCAGCUCUAAUAAAGAGACCACGAUUGGGCAAGAAAAAUAUCCGCUUUCAAAAAUUUGUGAAAAAGCGUGUGACAUACCUGGAUGUAAAAGGGAUACAAACUUUGAAAAGACAAGUCAUAGUAAACUUGAUCAGCAAAAGUCAAUGCAUGUUUAUGAUGGUAAAAAAAAAUCUGAUGUAGCUUUACAAACUCCCGCAGGAGCAAUAAAUAGUACUACACGAGCUGACGAACCUAAUAAACUAAUUGACAAACCUGAUGAACCAAUUUUCAAAUUGGAAAAACGAAUAAAGAAACCUGAUAAACCAACUGGCAAACCUGAUAAAGCAAUUGUCAAAUCUGAUAAACCAAUUGUCAAAUGUGAUAAACCAAUUCUCAAAUGUGAUAAACCAAUUGUCAAAUGUGAUAAACCAAUUGUCAAAUCUGAUAAACCAAUUGUCAAAUCUGAUGAACCACUUAUCAAAUCUGAUGAACCAAUUAUGAAAUCUGAUGAACUAAUUGACAAACCUGAUAAACCAAUUUUCAAAUUCGAAAAACGAAUAAAGAAACCUGAUAAACCAAUUGUCAAAUCUGAUAAACCAAUUGUCAAAUCACAUAAACCAAUUGUCAAAUCUGAUAAACCAAUUGUCAAAUCUGAUAAACCAAUAGACAAAUCUGAUGAACCAAUAGACAAACCUGAUGAACUAAUUAAAACUAAGUCACAAAAUUCACAAACUGAAGAAAAUGCUACAAAAAAAUGGUGGCAAAAAGAUAAAAACAAAAAAAGCUUGAGCGAAAAUGAAAAACGAGGCAAACAUAAUACAGAAACAUCCGAGGAUAUUCUUAAAGUUGUAGACAAAAACGGACAAAGGUUGAGUGAAAUAGCAAAGCGAAGCAAAUAUGAUAAAAUAAAAUCAGCGGAUAUUGAUAAACUUGUGGACAAAAUCGGACAUAGGAUCAGUGAAAAUGUGAAGCGGAGCGAAGAUGUUAUAAAUAAAUCCGCGGAUACUGUUAAACUUGUGGACAAAAACGGACAAAAGUUGAGUGAAAAUGAAAAGCGAGGCAAAUACGACAUAGAAACAUCCGAGGAUAUUCUUAAAAUUGUAGACAAAAACGGCCAAAGGCUGAGUGAUAAUGAAAAGCGAAGCAAACAUGAUGCAGAAACAUCCAGGGAUAUUGUUAAACAUGCGGACAAAAACGGAAAAAGGUUAAGUGAAAAUGAAAAACGAAGCAAGCAUGAUAAAGAAAAAUCCGCGAAUGUUGUUAAACUUGGGGACAAAAACGGACAUAGGUUGAGUGAAAAUGAAAAGCGAAGUAAAUAUGAUAAAGAAAAAUCCGCGGAUGUUGUUAAACUUUCGGACAAAAACGGACAAAGGUUGAGUGAAAAUGAAAAGCGAAGCAAGCAUGAUAAAGAAAAAUCCGCGAAUGUUGUUAAACUUGCGGACAAAAAUGGACAACGGUUGAGUGAAAAUGAAAAGCGAAGCAAACAUGAUAAAGAAAAAUCCGCCGAUGUUGUUAAACUUGUGGACAAAAACGGACAAAGGUUGAGUGAAAAUGAAAAGCGAAGCAAGCAUGAUAAAGAAAAACCCGCGGAUGUUGUUAAACUUGAGGACAAAAACGAAAAAAAAUUGAGUGAAAUAGCAAAGCGUAGCAAAUAUGAUACAGGAACAUCCGAGGAAACUGUUAAACUUGAGGAAAAAAACGGACAAAGGUUGAGUGAAAACCGAAGCAAACAUGAUACAGAAACAUCUAGGGAUAUUGUUAAACAUGCGGACAAAAACGGAAAAAGGUUGAGUGAAAAUGAAAAGCGAAGCAAACAUGAUAAAGAAAAAUCCGCGGAUGUUGUUAAGCUUGUGGACAAAAACGGACAAAAAUUGAGUGAAAAAGCAAAGCGUAGCAAAUAUGAUAUAGGAACAUCCACGGAAACUGUUAAUCUUGAGGAAAAAAACGGACAAAGGUUGAGUGAACAUGAAAAGCGAAGCAAACAUGAUAAAGAAAAAUCCGCGGAUGUUGUUAAGCUUGUGGACAAAAAGGGACAAAAGUUGAGUGAAAAAGCAAAGCGUAGCAAAUAUGAUAUAGGAACAUCCACGGAAACUGUUAAUCUUGAGGAAAAAAACAGACAAAGGUUGAGUGAACAUGAAAAGCGAAGCAAACAUGAUAAAGAAAAAUCCGCGGAUGUUGUUAAGCUUGUGGACAAAAACGGACAAAAGUUGAGUGAAAAAGCAAAGCGUAGCAAAUAUGAUAUAGGAACAUCCACGGAAACUGUUAAUCUUGAGGAAAAAUACGGACAAAGGUUGAGUGAACAUGAAAAGCGAAGCAAACAUGAUAAAAAAAAAUCCGACGAUAAUGUUAAACUUGUUGACAAAAAUCAAGAAAGCUUGAGUGAAAAACGAAGCAAACGUAGUAAAAAAAUAUCCACGGAUACUGUUAUACAUGCAAAUGAACAAAGACACGGUUUGAAAGGUGAUAAAAUCAAUAAUGGAGCUUCUGAAUCCAAAGAUAGUCCAGGAUUUUUUCUUAAAAAACUACAUUUCAAAGGUAGCAAACAACAUGCCAAAGAAACAGUCGAACUGGUAGACAAAAAUAAACAAAACUUGAGUGAAAAUGAAAAGCGAGGCAAACAUAAUGUAGAAACAUCUACAGAUACUGUUAUACAUGUACAUAAAAAUGAAAAAAGCCAAAGUAAUGAAACACGAGGUUUGGAGGGUGAUAAAAUCGACAAAGGAGCUUCUGUACAAAAACAUACUUCAGGAAUUUUUCUUAAAAAGCUCAAGGCGGGUAAGCAUUUUCUUUCUAAACGUAUCCAACGAGAUCCCCAUCGUACAAAAACUCCAAAUGAAAAGCAACAAAAUCUUUCUCAUAAAUUUGAAAAGAACGCGGAAUGCCAGUGUCCCAGUUCCAAGACACAAGAUAUUCCGGGGGAUGUAAGUGAUAAAAAUGAAAAAAGCCAAAGCAAAGGUUUGGAAGGUGAUAAAAUCAAUAAAGGAGCUUCUGAACCUAAACAUACUCCAGGAUUUUUAAAAAAACUCAAGGCUGGUAAACCAUUUUUUUCUAAACGUAACCAACGAGGUUCCCAGGCUUCAAAAACUCCUAAUGAAAAGAAACAGAAAGAAGAAAAGAAUGAAUGUCAUUGCCCCAGUUCCCAGAAACAAAAUAUUCCACGGGAUAUAAGUGAUAAAAAUGAAAAAAUCCCAGGAAAUGCAAGAAACCACGAAGGGAUUGUGAGUGCCAACAAGAAAAUUCGCGGUACAUUUGCAAGAAAUGCAAGAAAUCACCAAAAGAUUGUAAGUGCCAACAAGAAAAUUCGCGCUACAUUUGCAGGAAAUGCAAGAAACCACGAAGAGAUUGUGAGUGCCAACAAGAAAAUUCGCGGUACAUUUGCAAGAAAUGCAAGAAAUCACCAAAAGAUUGUAAGUGCCAACAAGAAAAUUCGCGUCGCCCAGUUUACAGAAGCGGCAGCUAAGACGCACAAACAGAGUGAAGGCGGGUGCGUGUAA
Molecule: messenger RNA, 3672 nt
Organism: Helicoverpa zea (corn earworm)
Lineage: Eukaryota; Metazoa; Arthropoda; Insecta; Lepidoptera; Noctuidae
Product: flagellar attachment zone protein 1-like
Exons: 4
Coding region: 1-3672 (1223 amino acids)
Source: RefSeq, a predicted model, not a curated record